UGUGUGUGUUGUAGGUAGACGCCGUCGAGCAGCAUGGCGGCCCCCUUAAACAGCAUCUUGCGUGUCCGCCUGUUCUUUGACUACCCGCCGCCAGCCACGCCAGGCUGUCGUAUGAACUGGCUGCUCGUGGACAUGAAUCGCUGCCGUGUAGUGGCUGAUCUAGCGAGUAUCAUUCGUGACAAGUUCGAGUUCAGCCGAGGGACGCUGCUAAGCCUCUUCAUCGACGAAUGCUUCCUACCUCCCAGCGAGAGCGCCUGCUUGGUCCGGGACAACGACAGCAUCAGGGUAAAAACUGAAUGUGUUCUCCCAGAGUUAAAUGGACUAGAGUCAAAGAAUGAAUCUCUUGUCUCACACUGGAAAAACAAAAAGAGAUUCAGGACUGAAGAUGAACCCUUACCUAAGGCAGACAUCAACAGCCACACGAAGAAGAAGAAGAAGAGAAAACAACAACAAGAGACUCCUAGCCCAAGUCCACAGCAGGAGGUGGAGAGCCUUCCUGACUGCAGCCGAAAAAAGAAAGAGCGAAAGAAGAAAGAAUCAGCAUCUGAAGAAUCAGAGGUUCAGCUCAAGCAGAAGAAGAAAGAUAAAGUUUAUAAAGAUGACCUGGUCAUUUCAAAUAAAGAUAAAAAGAACAAAUGUAAGACUUUGCCUGUCUUUUAUGGUUUAAAGCCUCCAAAGUUAUCCUCUGUCUUUAAAAAGACAAGUGUAAAACAAACUGCUCAGUCAGAUUCUGAAUCCAGUACCUCCAGUGACACGACAGAGGAUGAAUUGCCUCCUGCUGCAACCAGCUUAAAACGUUUCAAAGGUCAGCCAUUAUCUGGCUUGGGAGAUGGUACAGUGAACAAAGCUGCAACAUCCAAACAGGCAUCAUCUACUUUUAAACCUGGAGUCACCAGAGAAGGUAGACAGUCUUCUGAUUUAGCCACUGCUAAACAGACCCAGAAGGUGGCUGCGUCAUCUGGAACGAAGCAUGUAGCAACCAGUCAAGCAAAGUCUUCUAGCUCUGAUAGCAGCUCAGAAGAUACAGAAAUGGCGACCAAAAAGCCAGCCGUGGAACAGAUACAGAAGAUGGCUGCUGCAUCAUCUGGAAUUAAGCCUGCAGCAACCAGUCAAACAAAGUCUUCUAGCUCUGAUAGCAGCUCAGAGGAUACGGAAAUGGCGACCAAAAAGCCAGCCCUGGAAAAGAUGCAGAAGGUGGCUGCUGCAUCAUCUGGAAUGAAGCCUGCAGCAACCGGUCAAACAAAGUCUUCUAGUUCUGAUAGCAGCUCAGAGGAUACGGACAUGGCGACCAAAAAGCCAGCCCUGGAACAGAUGCAGAAGAUGGCUGCUGCAUCAUCUGGAAUGAAGCCUGCAGCAACCUCUAGCUCUAAUAGCAACUCAAAGGAUACAGAAAUGGUUACCAAAAAGCUGGUGCCAACUUUGGGGCCAAGCCUCCCUGGUGUGGGUCGAUCCAUCCCACUUAACAUUGGCAGGGGCAGUGGUCGAUUUGAUAACCAGUUCUCUUGGAGGGGUUCUGGUGGGCAUGGACAGAGAGGGGGCAGAGGGAGAGCAAAGGCAGGUGCUGGGAACCAUUUCUUUUACAACUCUGAGGGCAACACGCUUCAGGAGCAGCAAAAAGAUGUUUUGUCAAAUAAGUCUAUCAUACUUGAGAACCCUCCAGCAGAAGAGCCCAAGAAAGAUUAUGCCAGCCUGCCUCUUCUUGCAGCUCCACCACAAAUUGGACAGAGAAUAGCCUUCAAGCUUCUAGAACUGACAGAAAAUUACACCCCAGAAGUGUCUGAUUACAAGGAAGGAAAAAUUAUUAGCUAUGACCAGACUACUAGUCAAGUGGAGCUGGAGGUUCUGACUAGUCCUGCAGUUUCAGCAGAGCCUGGAAAAUUUGAUCUUGUUUACCAUACUCCGGAUGGGGCUGAAGUAGUAGAGUAUGCGGUAACAAGAAGCUCCAAGAUAACAGAACGGUGGAGUUCACUGAUUGAGCCUCGUCUGAUUACCGAAUCCACCCAAGCAGCCACAAGCAGUGGUCCAGCAUGAAGGUGCAUUUUGCUGAUUCUGUACUGUAAAAGCGGACUGUGAACUUUAAAUUAUACUGCGGUGACCAGUUUGACACUGUUGGUAAAAGUCAUCUUUUUUUUUUUUAUCAUUUAAUGUUGUGAAUGUUGCUAAAUGUUCUCUUUUUGUAUUAUUUAAAGUUGGAUACAUUGGUUUUACUGCUGUACAGUUUUCUUUUGCCAUAUUAAAGUUUUUUUUUCC
Messenger RNA from Erpetoichthys calabaricus (reedfish), 2250 nucleotides. It is a transcript of the gene coil, whose product is annotated as coilin p80. The record is from RefSeq and is a predicted model, not a curated record. Bases 34 to 2031 code for a protein of 665 amino acids. Gene Ontology annotation, biological process: spliceosomal snRNP assembly. Gene Ontology annotation, cellular component: Cajal body. Gene Ontology annotation, molecular function: U1 snRNA binding; U2 snRNA binding. Lineage: Eukaryota; Metazoa; Chordata; Cladistia; Polypteriformes; Polypteridae. The transcript has 7 exons.